AUGUUCCCCGCGCUUACCCCCAACACCGCGCAGCUGCAGCAGCUGCAGCCGCACCUGCUUCACCAGCAACUGCAGCAGCAGCUGUUGCAGCAGCGGCAGCAGCAGGAGCAGCAGCAGCGGCAGGAGCAGCAGCAGCAACUACUGCAGCACUUUCAGCAGCAGGUUCUGCGCCCCGCGCACGCGCGCUCCGCGGAAGCGCAGGCGCAGCAGUCAGCGCAGCCGGUAGCUGUUGGGGAGAACCCAGCAGCGGGUGUGAUAACGGUCGAAAGGCCUGUGAUUGGAGUACCUGCGGUGGGUCAGGGUGAGGUACCCACUACAGCAGUGGUGGAUUCACAGUUGCCGCAACAACCGCCGCAAGCGGAAACGGAGAUUCAAGCGCAGGCGGGGGUAGCGGCCGCGGUUUCGGCGCAACAUCCAGCGCAACAAUCGGCGCAGCCGCCCCCCAGGGCGGAGAUCGUUUCUCUUCUGGACACGCGCGCUGCGCGCACCUCCGCGCGGUUAGGCGGGCACGCGCUGGGGGGUUGCGGAAAGACAUUUCCGCUCUCUGCGGAGGGCGCGCCGGGCGGGGGGCAGCACCGCAAGGUGAAACUCGACGACUGCAACCCCGCCCCCGCCGCCGCCGCCGCUUCCGCCUCCCCCUCCGACUCCGCCGUUUCCGCCGCGCAGGUCGCGCCAUCAGAUGCGCCCGUUGACGUGGCGUUCGAUGAUUCGGCAGAUGUAACUGUUCCUCUGGGGGAAGGUGAUCCGGGGCAACAGCAAGAAGAGGAAGGGGGGGCAACGCAGGCUGCACCAGAGGAGGAGCAACAGCAGAUGCAGCCGCAACAGCAGCCCCAGGAGGAGCAGCAGCAGCAGCAAGAGAUGCAGGUGCAGUUGGAAAAUGCACAGCCUCUCCCAGCUGCUACUGUCCCUGCUGCUGCUACUGCUCGCGUUGCCAAUGCCGGUGCGCUUGGUCUCACCAACAGCGCAGCAACAGCAGCUGCUGCUGCUUCCACCACCCCACAUUCCCCCCAGUCUCCGCUCGCCUCUUCUGCUACCCCAUCCCUGUCCUCCGUCUCCUCAGCCUCUGCUGCUACUGCUGGUGCUGCAGCAGCUGCUGUCACCACGCCCGCGCAGCGGCCGUUGCAACAACGUUUCCAGACAAGGCAACAACCCGAUCCCUCUCAGAGCAUAGGGGCAGAUCCUGGCGGUGCAGCAGUGGCGGCCCAGCCAGGAGCAGGCAGUGCAGCAGUGAGCGCUGCAGUGGAUGCAGUGGGGAGUGCUGCUUCCGGUGUUUCCUGGCCUGCGGAGGCUCCCCGCACUUUCCGUGGCUCGCCCACCCACACGUUACCGCAGCAGCAGCAGCAACCACAACAGCAGCAGCCGAUGCAGCAGCAGCCGGAGCAGCAACAGCAACAGCAGCAACAGCAGCAGCAGCAGCAGCUGCUGCCACAAGUUCCGCCAGUGACCAGCGAACCAGAGCCGCUGCCACUGCCACCCCAGCAGCCGCAGCAGCAACCGCAGCAGCCACCGCAGCAGGAGAGGGCGAGGGCUGGGCGAGGAGAGGAGGGGGACAGCAUGAUGGCAACGGCAUUCCGAGCGUGCAUCGACCACACACGCGUGCAGAGAAUGGCGGAGCACUCAGGCUGGCCGUAUCUGCUGGUGAAGGGAGCGCACGUGGGGUACACGCGGCAGCAGGAGGCGCUGCUGCGGGCGCUGUGGGUAGCGAGGGCGACAGGGUCGGUGCUGGUGCUGCCGGCGUUCUUCAAGAGCUUUGACACGCACCCCUCACAGGAGACCAGCAUCGUACAGUUCUUCAACACUCAGUACCUCAUCACACACAUGUACUGCUCAUCAGAGGUAUGGGCAGUGCAGUCGCUCCCAGCCAGCGUGCAGGAGGAGCUACCAGCGGGCGCCAGUGCACGCAACGUGGACGCCAUUCUAGCAGCGCCCGCCUCCAAGGCCCUCAGCAUCCCCCGGGAGAUCGUGGCGGGGAGCGCUGACAUGAACAACCCCGCUCUGCUGCGCUGGCUCGAGACCGUGCGACAGGAGACUACCAAGGGCAAGGUGCGCCUCCUGGUAUACGACACGGACCUGCCGCUGCCCUUCUCAUCCCCUGACCAGCAGCGGUUCAAGAAGAACGGGCUGGCGGCACUACGCGCCUCAGCGGACGUGAGCGCCAUCAUCACGCAGCUGCUGCACCGCCUGCGCAAGGCCUUCCAGGACCACAUUGGAGGCGACCUCUCCCAGUUCCAGUUUGCAGCUCUGCACGUUGGAGAAGAUUAUACUGCUGGUGCUGCUGCUGAUGGUGGGCUUGGGGAUGGUGGUGGCGGCGGUUUGGCCGGUGCAGCCGGUGGGAAGAAUGGCAGCAGUUCAGAGGCUGGUGGGGAUUAUUCUGAGAGCAGGAGUGGUGGGGUUGCUGCUGGUAGUGCUGACGGGGACAGCGGGGGCGUUUUGGCGGCGAUUCGAGAGGCGCUUUUAGCCAAUGUGGAUCCUUCGCAGAUGCUUCUUUAUGUCACGGUGGGUCGAUCUAUGGAGCACAAAACAGUGCUGCAGGAGCUGCAUGGAGCGUACCACGUUGUUACAAAAGACACGCUCAUUCCCAACAUCAGCCGCAGAUUCCCAUCGCAUGAAAUGCAGGCGGCGUUCGAGCAAGGGGUUGCCAAGGAGGCGUCGAUCUUCCUCGCUCCGUCCACGUCAGCAUUCUCGGGGUUUGUCUUCCAAUCACGGUGUUUCACGCGGCCGACGUUGGGACAGAAGCCGUUAAGAGACACCGUGUUUUACGACCGGAGCACGAGUGUUGCUGCAUGCCAUGCAUCCAUGGCUUCCCUGAAGUUUGAUCCAGACUUCUGGAACGUGGUUCAAGAGAGGCUGCAGCCGAGGCCAAUACAAGCGCCACUGCCAGCACUUGUCCCCGUUGAAUCCAGCUCGUCUGAAGAAUCUCCCGAGGGCCGCCAUGAUUCUGCAGAAGCCGGUGGAAGCACAACAGGGACAAAACCCAAGGAGCCUGAGGUGGAGUGGCUGGAGGCUUCUCAGAUCCGAUACAGUCAGUCAACGAUAUGCGAGGCGUUUUCGCGCCCACCAGCCAAGGCUGUCGCGGAUGCAGCACCGGAGCAGAAGAGCAACAAGUACACAGUCUUCGAUGCGGUGCGGGAUCUCAACGAGGGAACCAGCAAGAUUGAGGACUUCCCACCAAUCCGAGUGGUGGAGCAGGACGGGCUGCUGUUCUCUCUGGACAAUCGCCGGCUGUAUGUGUUCAAGAUGUUCGGAACCAUUGGGUUGCGCGUGCCCGUGCGCCGUGUGCCGGCUGAUAAGGAGCUGUUUCAGAAGCUCACGUGCACGGGCACGGGGGACGCGAGGGGGAAGACGGUGGAUGUGCUAACGGAGGAGGAGGCGAGGAAGGUGGGCAGGGUGCUGCAGCUGGAGCAGCACGUGCUCAAAUGGAGCGUGCCGGAUAUCAUGAAUGAUUACCUGCUCGUCAGGAAGGUUCGGCCCAUACCAGACAAAUUCCUGAACAUCCGCUCGUACCUGUCAGCCUUCCGCUGGCCCCUGGUGGAGGAGUGCCGUGCCAGCCUCAAGGCCAGCCUGGGUCAGCUCUCCGCUUCAACUCCCAUGCGGGUAGACAUUCACAAGGUGGAGAGGAUUGAUGGGUAUGUGGCAGGCGCUGAUGAUUAUGAUGAUGAGGACGAGUGGGGGGAGGGUGGGUAUGACAUGGGCCAGCAAGACGUGUUUGGCAGUGAUUGGUGUGAGGAGGAGGACGUCUAUGGAAGUUCUCUGUUCGGGGGAGCAAGGAGGGUGAAGAAGCCGGUGAAGGUGCACUCGGAUACAUGCCGGUUUGGUGCGGUGGUGUUCGAGGUGGACAAGCAGAAGCUGGCUCGUGACAGGGCAGCAUCGGGAGGCGGAGGCGGCAGCUGGUUCGAAGGCGUGAAGCUAAAGCCAACAGAUGUAGUGCUUCUCUCCACUGUUGCUCCUACCGAGCCUAACGACCUGCUGCGUGCAGGCGUGCUGUAUCUGCUUGGCGUGCUGCUUCCCGACCGAAACGUGACCGAGGGCAUUACUCUUCCAGGACAGGACGGAGGACAGGAGGGUGGUGGUGGGGGCGAUGGGAGCAGCUGCUAUUUCAAGGCGAAGAUCUUUCUUCCGAAAGAGUCCCCUGAGCUGAAAGGUCUAGAGGAGGCUUUAGUUCGGACGAAGAGUGAUAAGGGGGAUGGUGCGGAGGGGGGUGUUACUUGGUAUGUGACUCUGCUGGAUACGUUUGCCACGCCCCAGCGCAUUUGGGAUGCUCUGCACGGCAGGAGGGGUGGAGCGAAGCGAAUUUCAGAAGAAGCAAGAGAGCAACUUCUGAGCACGCUACCUCCAGCCAUCACCAUAGCACCUGACCUGCUGGUGCAGGGGCCGCCAGGAACAGGCAAGACGCACACGAUCUCCGUCCUCCUCUCCGUCGUGCUUUCCCUUGGGGUUCGCACGCUCGUCUGCGCCCCUACCAACGUCGCUGCGGCGGAAGUGGGGCGGAGAAUGCUCCGUCUCGCUCUCUCCUCCGAUCCCUCCUCGCAGUUUGCAGGUUACUGCCGCGAGCAGCAGCAGCAGUAUGAUGGAUGGGGCGGUAGGGGAGAUGUACCCGUGGCGUUUGUGAGGGGUGGGAAGCUGAGGGUGGGGGAUAUAGCUCUAGUGGCAAAUGAAGAUCGGCUGGAGAUAGAUCCAGAGCUGGGUAUGAUCCUGGUGGGGAGUGAGAGGAAGGGCGGCGGCGGGAAAAGCACGUUCAGUGGACGCGUUGGGAGGCUGGUUGAAGCUCUUUCCCUUUUAACUGGAUGGCGGGUUUCCUUUCAGAACCUGGUUUCGUUUUUGGAUAUCUCAUGGGAGGUGCUCAACCUGGAAUUCCAAACCGAGCUGGAAGAGGAGGAGAAGAGACGAAAGGAAGCUGCGCCUGCAGGCGACGUUGGCAAGGGCGGCAUUGACAAGAAAGGUCCGAAGAAGGCCGCCCCACUUCCAACCCCCGUAACGCAUCUCCAGAAGCGUAUCGAUCUCCUGACUCAGCCCGCUAUGGAGGGAGCUGUCAAUCUCGCAGAGGACCUCCCGUCCGCUCUUCUUCCUGAGAAGGAAAGAGUGUUGCUUCUCCAGGCGUUUGAUCUCAUGGCAGCGCUGCGGCAGCUGGUGAGGGUUGCUGGGCUGACUCCUGCUGUUCUCAAGACAUGGCUGGAAGGUGCCGGGGGGCUGGCAGGAGAGGAAGGGGGGGUGGAGGAAGUGGUUGAGGCGGCAUUUGUUCUGCUUGGCCUUGGUGUUACUGCUGCGGGUGGGCUGGAUGGUGAGUCUGCUACGAGCACAAUCUCAUACCAAAGCCCUGCAUACAACAUCCCAAAGCUAUCCGGAGCCCCCACGUUCGCAACGGUAGCUGCAGUCUGCAUCGAGCAUGCCAAGCUCGUCCUCUCCACCGUCUCCUCCUCUGCGCGCCCUCUCCUGCGUUUCUCCAACCCCUUCCCCCUGCUUCUGCUGGAUGAAGCAGCCCAGCUGGUGGAGGCAGAGGGUGUGGUGGCCCUGCAGACCAAGGGGUUGCGCUAUGCUGUUCUCGUGGGCGAUCCCAAGCAGCUGCCUGCCACUGUCUUGAGCAAGGUGGGCGUUGGGAAGUGGUCAGUCUGUGAACUAUUCCACUGCGUUUCAAUUCAACACGUACCCCUGCUUCCUCUGACAUACGCGUUGCUACUGCUUCUGAUUCCGUGUCCAUUUCUCCUCACUCCUCUCCUUCCCCGCUUUCUCUUUUCAUGUAAUAACCUCCAGGUCGCAGUUGAAGCCCACUACAACCGCAGCUUAUUCGAGCGGCUGCAGGGCAACGGGUGGGAGGUGCACAUGCUAAGUGUGCAGUACCGCAUGCAUCCGGAAAUCAGCCGCUUCCCCUCGCACCGCUUCUACGAGGGACGAAUCGAGGAUGGCGCCAACGUGUGCCGGCCGUCACACAGCCCGCAGCACCUGGAGCCUCUCUUUGGCCCGUACAUGUUCAUGCACGUGAAGGGCAAGGAGGAGAGGGAUGCGGGGGCGGUGGAGGGUGGCUCGCGCAGUAUUGCGAACUCGGUGGAGGCUGUGGUUGUGCUGGCGCUGCUCAAACGACUCUCUGACGCCUGCAAGGGCACAGAAGCAGAGGCACGCACAGGCUCCGCACCAAUGAAAGUGGGCCUCAUCUCACCAUACGCGCUGCAAGUGGACUACUUAAAGCGGGGGCUGGAGUCCCAGUCGUGGCCGCACCUGAUGGUGGAGGUGAAGAGUGUUGACGGGUUUCAGGGCAGGGAGUGCGACGUGAUCAUCGUCACCACUGUGCGCUCCAACGCCGCUGGAAGCAUUGGAUUCGUCACUGUGCGCUCCAACGCCGCUGACAGCAUUGGAUUCGUGUCCGACGCGAGACGACUCAACGUGGCAAUAACACGUGCGCGGUACUGCAUGUGGGUGGUGGGCGACCGGGACACCUUGCAGCGCGGGGACACAACGUGGGAGCACCUCCUAGUGGACGCACAGCAGCGCGGGUGCCUGGUGGAGGCACACAGCGAUGCAAAGCUGCGCAGAGUGGUGGAGAAACGUCAGAUGGAGUUGGGCGAGGUGGAGCAGCUGCUGCUGCCCAACUCCGGCCUUUGGGACUCGCUCAUCUGGGAGGCGACGUUCAGCCUGGAGUUUCAGCGCAGCAUGCGGGAGCUGCGGUCGCUGGACGUGAUCAAUGCAGUGAGGCGCCUCAUGGGCGGGCACAGGCCGCAGCGCUGCACCAGGCCACGGCACGAGCUCAAGGACCCGCGCUACUAUGACAUCAUUCACGUGCAGGCCGUGGGCAGGUACCAGCUCAUCUGGACUGUCGAUAUCAUCCGAGUGUGGGACGUGGUGGAGGAGCAACACGUGCUAAAGUGGUUGCGGCGCCUCGAGGGAGGCCUUGGGACCUACUCUGACGAGUCCCUCGACCGCUGUGCGCGCUGCGACGACCGCCUCGCCCGCAGGGUGCAACCGCUGCAGUUCCCUAGAGACUCUGGCUUCAUGUGGCACAGGGCCAAGGCAUCGCCGCGCGAUUUAGCAGCGGAAUCUGACGCCGCAGCAGGUAUAAUUGGCUCAGAGAGCGCCCUAGAGCGAGCGCCAGUGGACGAGAGCGUCCUACUGAUGAAGUUCUACCAGCUGUCCCUGGGAUCCGCGCGGCAGCUUUUCACAGCAGUGCAGGGCGAGCUGCCGUUCGAGGUGAACGAGCAGGAGGCACUCAUCGUGCACUACCCGGGGAGCCUCUUCGUGCUCGGUCGCUCCGGCACUGGCAAGACCACCAUUAUUACGCACCGCUUGCUGCGCCUGGAGCGGGUGUUUCUGCGAGCCAUGGGGGAGCGGGGCCGGCUGGGUCCUGCUGUGGGGAUUGUGACCCGCGGCUGUGUGCUGCGAUUCGGCACCAUGUGCACAAAGUCAGACGGUGAGCUGCCUGGAAAGCCAUGGUGCUCUGUGACUGGGUUGGCGUGGUGUGGAUGGGUGGGCGUGGUGUGGAUGGGUGGGCGUGGGCGUGGUGUGGAUGGAACCAUGCUCGAAGCAGACGCCGAGCUCCCUGCCAGCACCGCACCUCCUGGCACAGCCCAGGGGGGCCAACACCAGCAGCGGCAGCAGGAGGAGCAGCAGCAGGGGGAGGCAGGGGAGGUGGAGGAGCUGUUGCUGUCAGAAGAAGCAGAGGAGAAACUGAUGGGAGAUCUGCCCGAGUCUCUUGAUGAAGUGCAGCCUGAUGCUUUUCCCCUCGUGCUGACCUUCAAGAAGCUGCUGAGUAUGGUCAAUGCUACUUUGGCACGGCCGUUUCAGCAGGAUGGUGGGUUAAAGGCCGGUGGGUGGCAUGGGAAGGGGACGACGGGUGGCGGGUGGAGGGGAGCGGGGGAGUACAGGGGUGGGGCUGCUGGAGGGAGGGGUGGUGAUGGUAGUGAUGAUGAUGGGAGCGAGUAUUUCUCAGAUGAUGGUGAUGAGGAUGAGGAGGAGGAAGAGGAGGAGGACGAGGAGGAAGAGGAUGUGUUUGGCCAAGCGUACCAUCAGUCGCACAGGGACAGGGACAGGCAGCAAGGCACGAGCGGAGCUAGAAGCAGCAGUGGCGCAGGCACUAGCCCUGGCAGCGGCAGCGGUGGUGCUGGUGUGCUGUCUCUACCCGAAGAGGUGGACUAUGACCGAUUUGAAUCCCUCUACUGGCCGCAUUUCAACACAACAGUCACUCGCAAGCUAGACGCCUCCCUGGUCUACAAGGAAUUCUUCUCCCACAUCAAAGGCUCUCUUCACGCCCUCAGGUCUACUGCCUCUCGAGGUGGUGCUGGUGGAGAUGACAAGGUUCGCUCUGGUCCGCCCUUCCAGUAUGUUUAUGUGGACGAGGUACAGGAUCUGACCCAGGCGCAGAUUGCCAUUCUGCGCUUCCUCUGUGCCAAUACCUCUGAUGGGUUUGUCUUUGCGGGGGACACGGCGCAGACGAUUGCGAGGGGUGUGGACUUCCGGUUUCAGGACAUCCGCAGGUUGUUCUAUGAGCUGUUUUUGGGGAGGAAGGUGGAUGUGGUGGAGGAUGCAGGGGUUGAGGGGAUAGAGGGCGGAGGAGGUGGGGGUUCCGGCAGUGGUUGUGCUGGUGGUGCGGGGGAGGGAGAGGGUGGGACAGAGGAGGGGCGGGUGCGGGAGAAGCAAGGGAGGUGGGCAGGGGCAGCAGCAGCACGAGGAAAGCAGAAGCUAUCUGGCAAGGGGAGGAGGAUGCUGGAAGAGGUGGCCAGUGGAGCAGCAGCAGAAGCAGCAACAAUGAAAGCCAGUGCAGCACAGGGCUCAGACAGGGACGGAGCAGAGCAGGGCAAGGGGGAGACGGGAGCAAAGGCAGGCGGAGGAGGCGGAGCAGCACAGGAGCGAUCGUCCUGCACAGAAAUGCCGGAUCUGUUCUUCCUGUCUCAGAACUUCCGAGCACACAACGGCAUAGUGCGCCUAGCAGACAGUGUAGUGCGCGUGCUGCUUCACUUCUUCCCUCACGCUGUGGACCGCCUUGCACCGGAGUUCAGUCUGAUUGAUGGGGAGGCGCCGGUGUUCCUGGAUGCCAAGGCGAGCGAUGAUGUGGUGACGCAGCUGUUUGGGAAGAAAGGGGCGAUUGGCGGCGGAGGGUGCGAGUUUGGAGCAGAGCAGGUGAUCUUGGUGCGGGAUGCAGAGAGCCGCACGGAGCUGGUGAAGCGGAUCGGGUCAAAGGGACUCGUGCUCAGCGUGCACGAGUGCAAGGGGCUGGAGUUCCAGGACGCCCUGGUCUACAAUUUCUUCUCAGGCUCCCCAAUGGCAUCGAGCUGGCGGCUGUUAUACCACUACAUGCGCGAGCACUCGCUCAUUCCCUCCACAGAGGAUGGCUCCAGCCGUUGGCAGUGCCCCUCCUUCGACCCCAAGCGGUGGGUGACCGUGGGAACCCUCGAAACCUGUUUCAGUUGUGCUACUGAUGUUCUGCUUGACCAUGUACGUUGUGCUGUGCAUAGACCAGUCUUUAUGCACCAACACAUGCCUCACACCAUCGCUCCACUCCCUUUCCCUUCUCCUGCCUCCAGGCACAACCUCCUUUGCAGCGAGUUGAAGCAGCUGUACGUGGUGUUAACGCGUGCGCGGCAGCGGCUGUGGAUAUACGAGGAGGAUGAGGGGGCGAGGCGACCGGCCAUGGACCUGUGGGGGGCGAUGGGUGUGGUGGCAGUGAAAGCACUCACGGUUGACCUACUCACGUCCAUGCACACAGAGUCGUCGCCUGAGGGGUGGCAUAAGAGGGGCACUGAGCUGUUCAACGCUGCCCAAUUCGAAGCCGCAGUCCUCAGCUUCGAGCGAGCCGGCGACGAGCACAGUGCAGCAGUGGCACGGGCAGCGCUGCUGCAGCAGACAGCCAAGAGGCUACAGGGCACGGACCCCAAGAAGGCCGGCAAGACGUUUCAGGAGGCCGCAGAGGCGUUUCUGAAGGUGGACAAGCCGAGAGACGCCGCCCGAUGCUUCAUCAGUGCGGGCAAGAUGAAGCAAGCAGGUGAUGUGUAUCGUGACAGGUGUCACCCACCCAUGUGGGUGAAAGCAGGGGAGUGUUAUGAGGUGGCAUCGUUGGCGGAGGAGGCGGCGAAGUGCUUUGCACAGGCGUGGGAGGUGGAGAGGGCGCUUCUUGUGUGCUCCCAGAGCCGGCUGUACAAUCUUGGAGUGACACUGCUGCAAGUGUGGCAGGGACAGUCUUUUCUGGUUGGGCUGUCGUCUGCUUAUUGGCUGAACACGGUGCGACCAGCAGUGAACAACCUGCCAAAUCAGGGCACGCGGGGGGAGUUAGCGAGGGAGCCUGCAGCCAGGGGAGGUGCUAUUUACUGGGCGAGGCAAGCGAGCGAGAUGGUGAAGGAAUGUACGGCUGUGAUGCAGCAGGCGUUGAGAUCUCUGGAUAAGGGAACGGCUAGCAGGAAGGAGCAAGUUUGGGGGGCGAGCGCGGGUGCGGUUGGGAGUGUACCGCAACAGGGGGGUGUGGUGAGGGAUCGAGCGUGGCUGGAGAAGGAGAAGGGGGAGGCGGAGGAUAGGAAGCGAGCACAAGAGCUUCAUGUGCAGCUGGAGCUUUUGGUGGAAGUGUUUGAGUUGCUUCAGUUUGCAGUAGACCUGUGUGGGGGCGGGAAGGAAGAGCAGAAGCAGCAGCAGGAUGGGGAACAAGGCAAGGAGGUGCAAGGGUCAGGAGGAUCGGCUGAGGAAGGGGGAAUCGCGCAGAUGGCAGGGGAGGUGGAGCUUUGGAAGGAGCAGCAGAAGGGGGCGACAUUGCAGCUCCUCUCGCUGCUCUUCCCUGUCACCAGCCCUCUUCCCCGUUCCGUGGCGUUUGUAGUGGCACGGUGGAGGGAGGACGAGCGAGCACGGACCUUGAUGCGCCAGUGGGCUUGCUCGGAGUGCCAGGGCCUGAUUGCGUUGAUGCCAGCAACGAGAAUGGAUGUGUGCGCACGAUUGUUUCAGGGGGCGCAGUGGGAGCUGGCAGGGCAGGCGCUUGCACUCCAGCACCCCACUCUGCUCCCUGGAACCGUGGCUCUUAACUACUGGGGCUCUGCUCUCUACCAUUUGUACGAUUGGUGCUACUGGGAUGUGCCCAACGGCUUCGUUUCCUUUAACGUGUUCCUCAGUCUGGCUGAAAGAGCAGUCGUCCACAUGUGCGCAGCCAUCACCAAUCUCAACAACCUUGUCGUUCCCACCUCCCUCGCCUCUCUCCAUCUCGAAGGCAAGCAUUACUCCAACCUCUGCACCCACAUGCUCAUGUGGCCGUUCAAUCGAAACCCAUACAGUGUGGCUCGAAUUCACGACACCAUCCUCUUCCCUCUCCUCCAUAUCCUUGUCCGCUUCUUUGUGUUUGAGACCGAAACCCUUCUCUGGUGGCUGAACAAAAGCGGCACUCCCCCUGCUGAACAUGGCUCCAUUUUCCUUCGCCUCCUCGUCCUCCUCGCCUUCUCUAUCUCCAACGCUGACUAUCACCAUGGUCCCAAGUUCUUCUCCUACCUCAUCAACCACCUCCUGAUCCUCUUCUCGCCUGUCGAUCGGCCGCCCAAUCCGCUUGUCUCCACCCUUCCCCUGAAGCUGCAACUCGAUCUAGAGGACAUGUUCAGGAGGAACUACCCUGCCCCCACUUUCAACCACUUCUAUCGGACCCUGGCCCGCCACAUGUGGGCCAUGCGCGAUCCUUGGGUGGUGCUUAGACGGAAGGGGGCUCGGAUCAUUCCAAGUCAUGUAUGGAAGGCUGAGCUGCUGCAUGCGGAUGUGGAAUUCACAACACAGGAAGCUGCUACUGCUGCAGCUGGUGGUGCAAAUGGUGCUGCUGUGAACCACCCUGUGUUCUCUCUUCAGAAGCUCACAGGGUACCGGGUUCCGCUGCUGGGAGGUGACAGUGGGGAUGCUUCUGCGGCUGCUGAUGGUGCGGAAGUAGGAGCUGCUGGUGAGCCCAAGGUGGGAGCUGUGUCAAAGACUGAAGAGGCAAAGGCAGCAGUGGCUCAAAGCGAAGAGGUUUCGGAGCGUGGGGAGGAGUGGGGUGGUGAUGAGGAAGGGAGAGCAGGCACGGACGGCGGUGAUGGUGGUGGUGGUGAUAAGGGUGCGGGAGAAGGGGAUGGUGUGGAGAAGAAGGGUGGUGAGAUGAGCGAGGGGGCGAAGGAGGUGGAGCAGGAGCUGAAGAAUGCGCAGCUGCAGAACGAUGAGAGGGAGGAGGUGGAUGGCGUCAAGAUAGCCCUGAGGAUCACACAGCAACUGCGCAACUGCCUGCAGCAGGCUCGUGAGCGGCUGCAGCAGGAGCUGUCGCCGCUCCAGCAGUGCAGCAGGGAGGCGCGGCGGGUGUUGACAGCCAGGCUGCAGGCAGUCGGUGCAAUCGAAUGGGCCUUUUACCUCAAGGAGUAUGAGGAGCACGCUUGCCCUGUCAAGGUCGAGGCCGACGCAUUCCUAGCCCUGAUUCACGAGGGGGUGAGGCAGCUGAAGCAGCUGCUGCAGCAGGAUGGCCAGCAGCAGCGGAAAGGGCAGGGGCGUGGAUGGUCGGAGGAGGAGGCAGAGAAGAAUGAGGAGCUUCUGGAUGAGGCUAUGGAUGCAGCAGAGUCGCUUGAAGCAGCUAACCAAGUCAUCCACCACUCCCACAAUGGGCAUGCCUUUGCCAAUGUGGAGUGGCUUCACAAGGAAGCUAUCACCCGACUCACCAAUCUCCUCUCCCAGCACAAGCACCUGGAGCAACCACUCAAGCAGUUGCUGCGUGCAACAGAGAAGCAAAGGGAGGGCGUACAGGUUGGGUCUGGCAAGGGUGGGAGUGGGGCGGGGAAGCAAGGAGGAAGCAACGGUGUGCAGGAGUCUGGAGGAGGGAAAGGGAAGGGGAAGAAGGGAGGGGGUCGCAGUGGAGGGAAGGAUGGUGGGGGUGGUGGUGGCAAGGGAGGGAAGAAGCAGCGAGGCGGCAAGUCGAAGAGGUGA
Messenger RNA from Closterium sp. Yama58-4, 12882 nucleotides. The record is from the annotation of a GenBank genome assembly. Lineage: Eukaryota; Viridiplantae; Streptophyta; Zygnematophyceae; Desmidiales; Closteriaceae.